GAACGUACAAACCCGCAAGAUACGGACGCCCUCGCGCCUUUCUACGUCUAUCGCGAUUCGCGACCUUUGGCGAAUUAUUCUGUAAACGUUCUUACCUUACAGAUUUCGAAAUGAUAUUCAGUAGUUCUUGUGUCCGUCGAAAAAUAACUGUUAUACAUGAAAAUAAAUAAGUGUCGUACUUCAUGGUUUUGAUCUUGAAGUGAUAAUUAAGUGACGUAAAUGUUUGAUUAGUGAAAUUGUUGUGAUAGGCAAAGAUGCGGUGCACAAUACGAGUAUAUUAAAUUUCUUGGUUUUGCGGUUGCGGCUUACAUUUGAAGAUCGUGCCAAUGCAGCAACAAUGCAGGCCGCAAGAGACUCGAGCAGACAAAAGCGGAGCGUAAAAAGGCGGAACUCCAGAAAAAAGUCCUUAUCGCCGUCAGACCUAAAAUGUGCUCGAGGGGACACCAAAAGCGAGAACAAAUUGAACGGUAAACGGUCGUUAUCCGAGGGGUCAGUGAAAGUGCGACACAAGAAAAGCAAUAUACAGAGGACUUUGACCCACCCGAUAUCGUGUGCCGAUUUCGAAGAUGUCUCGAUGGAUGAAGUGUUUACUAUGAAAAGUGUUGUGCCUCCUGAAAGUGACGAAUCUAAUUUACCACCGACGAGCAGUGACAGAGAUACCGAGGACGAUGUGCGUGUUCUGCCAAAACCUGUGCCACCCAGACCCCGCUGGGACUCGGGGAGCGAGAUGGAUUCCUUGGUGACGAUUGCGGUGAAGAAAGCAUCGGCGCGACGACGCCGAGCGCCCGCCAACCUUGAUUGGGGCGUCAAUUGUGAAUCAGGAGAAGUGAGCGAACCCGAGGCCGGUCGCAUGCGUCCCGAGGACUACCGUCUCGUAUUCCUGAGUUCGGACUCGUCGUGCCGAGAGGACACCGAGGACUCGGCCUCGACCUCGUCCUCCGCCGCGCCGCCCGCGCCCGACGACUGCGACUGGGACUACUUCGAGCCGGGUGCGGCGGCGGCGCAGCCUCUCCCACCGCCGCCCACCAAGCACGCGCCGCAAGCGUGCCAGCGCGCCUGCUCCUGCGGCGCCGAGCCGCGCAUUGUAGCCGUCCCGGUCCCCGUGCCGGUGCCGGUGCCGGCCGCGCUCUGGCCGGCUCUCCUCGCCUUCCCCACUGCCGCGCCGCCCGCGCCCCACUGGAACACAUAUCCCGGAUUCCCACCCCUCGAUGCCGCGACCCUCGCUCGCUUCACGACGGCGGCCGCCGUCGCAGUCACCGCCGCCGCCACCGCGUCCGCUCUACCGCAGAAUAGACUCGAAAUGACCGUGGGGCGAACCGAUAAAGCGAUACAGUCCGAGAUACAACUACCUACGUCGACCGAUACUGAUAACGCCGAUAAGAAUAUCGAACGUGCAGUCGAACAUAAAACGUUGGACGGAAUCAAGGUGAUCGCCGAGGACUCUGUGUCGGUUUUAUCGGGGUCAGUGGACACGAUGCCGGACCACCUCGAGGCGGAGAAGGCGUUUCCGUCUUCGAACGAAUCUGCUAAUUCGAGUGAUUCGGAGGCUGGAGUCGCCCGCAGAAGUUACGAUCUCAGAAGUGGUGCCCCCGAAGAGCCGGCGACGACGGAUGAAGACUCCGACGACUCGGGCGGUGGCGGGGGACAGUUUUCGCGGGUGUUCGUCGUCAAUCCUGCGGACUCGUCUUCGGAUAUGGAAGACAAUGCCGAUAGCAGUGGAAUCGAUUGCGACGACUCCUACGACAAAAAAUCUGAUAGCAUAGAAAUAAUAAACGCUGAUAUGGUAAUACACAAUGGCGUGAACGUGGAAGCGGAGUCCAACGAAAAUGUGCCUCAAAAUAAUAAUGAAAAUAUCGUUAUUUUGGAGACGGUGAAUUUUUCGGAACAUUAUCCUGUGAAUUCUUAUUCUAACAAUAGUGAUGAAAAUAGUGAAAGUUCGACGAGAAAGUCAAACUUUAUCAAAUUUUGUGAUGAAAACAUGCUUCAAAGUGAAAUUUGCGAAAAAUUUAACAGCUUUAACACAGUAAGUGAUAGUUUAGAUUACCAAAGUAACGUAGACAAUAAUCAAAGUAGUGGUAUUUCGGACAAUAUUGAGUGCGAUUCGUUAGAUAACUCUUUCAACUCUGAUUGCAACAUAAAAGUGUCAGUCGAGUUGUCCGAUUGCAAAUAUAACAACAAUACAUUAGUUUCGAAUAGAUCACAAGGCCAACCGAGAAAACAAUCAUCCUCACCGGAACCAAAACAACAGGAAGCAAGCUUGCCGACCUUAUCGUCACCGAGGGAAGAAAAAAUUGACUUGUUUAAAGGUAUCGAACGCACGCUGAGUGAAUUAUUGAAGAAAGAAUUAAUGGAUGAUCAAGGGGAGGAGAAAAUGCACGGUUCGCGGCCGGUUUGCGCCGAGACGGAGGGGAGCGCGGGCGCACCUGUGGCGACAGCAGUUUGCCGCUCGCGCACGGCCGGAGCGGACGGCGCCGCGCGCUUUACGAGCCGCGUUAUGAUAACGCACGACAGCGUCUCCGUGGUCACGUCCGACACGACGCGGCUCAUGCGUGACAUCGUAGUGCACCACACCAACUCGCAGGACGAGCCGGAACCGGGCGCCAGUGAACAACCAAACGAACCGAACGAACGAUCGCUGUCCGACGACGAAUCGCCGCAACCUUCGGGCGGAGUGACAGUAGUGAGCAAUUCCGACACUCUCUCGGCGGUCGUGUGCCUCGAGGAGGGGCUCGCAGACGACGACUCGUGGGUCGAGGACGUCAGCCACGACGACGACGCCACGUCGACGUCGGACUCGGACUCCGGGGACGAGGCCACGCUGCCCGCCCGCGGCGAGGAGUUCGCGUACUGCCGGCGCUCCUUAGACUUCACGUUGCACACCAUAGUGGAAGAAAGUUGCGAAGAGAGUGAAACCGAGCCCACGAUAAAAACCAGGCCGAUAUCGGCCACUGAACUAGAAAAAUAUUUUUUCUAUGGCUUAGGCGAUGGAAGAAACGUUCGAGACGAUGAAGACCCGGUGUCGGAAACGUCUAGCGUGUGCAGCGAGGGUGGAGAGUCCAUUGUCGAUACCGAGCAACCGAAACGCAGUGGUGACAGUGAUGAACUUGUGUCGUCACGCUUAGAGAAGUAUUUUUUGUCUGGCUUCAUGGGUUUCACUCAGGAGAGACGCGAUUCUGACGGAUCGGGAAGUGUAGGCAGUGACAGCGAAGGUAAACAGAGUCCAGAACAGAGGCGAAAACGAUUGGUUCGAGCCCGAGGUACGCCUAGAUCGCAUUCAAAUUCGUUAGAUAACCUUUUGGCUGGGGAUGAGCCGUCUCAAGAUUUUCAAGAAAUUUCAGACGGCUCGAGUACUGAAACUGAAGAUCGUCAUGAAUCCCUGGAAAGGCUGGACAUGCAAGGUGAAACAAAAAGGAAAAAACAAAACAAGAAGCCGCGAGGAUCACCUGAUGAAAGGCGCCAGUCUGUCGAGUUCCCGGAAGAGACUCGUGAUGACACGAGGUCGGUGUCAGAGGGCGAGGACGGUCGAUCUACCCCGAGGGUGGAAUUCCCACCCCUCGGUGCUGAGCUUUCUGAAUCCAAGAAACAAACCAGCAGAGAUAGCGGUUUCGUAGGUAGCUGUGAUGAUUUGUUAAGGAGUGGUGAUUCGAGUUCAGAAUUCAAUAGAACUCAUGAGCCAAAAACUGAAUUAGAAGAAAUAAUAGAAGAGGUUAGGCCGGAUGUAGACGAACGAAUCGAACGACCACCUUCUUCCCGACCUCCUCCGAGUCCCCUAACGCGAAAAGAUAGCUUUAACAAUUGGUCUUCUGACGAGGAAACGAAUUUAAUGAUGACUAAAAUGCGACAGUUUUUUAAACAAAUGGUGAACUCCGCUAAUGUGAAGUCGUCAACUUUGGUGGCAUCACCGAACGCAGAAAGUCCCCGGCCACCGAAACCACCACAACUUCUUUAUUUUGAAAGUGAGUUAACAAGGUUAAUGAAAACAGUUCCGGGUAUAAGAGACGAGGAGGUGCGCGAAAUCGUUGAAUAUUUAUCGAGCGAGGACACUUGGAGUGACUCUUAUGACUCGUCAGAUUACGCGGGUUCCGACUUGGAAGGCACGGCUAACAGGUCAGCGUUGAGAAAGCAAAUAUCUGAUAGCUGUCGCGAGAUAAUCGAUGAAUUCGAUCGCGGCAACAGCGAGGCUGGAUCUCUCGAGCGGGAUGCGGUGGGCGCGUAUCAGAGACUGGCGGCGACUCUGGGGCGGGCGGGGGACGGUUCCCCGCCGAUGUUCGGGAAAGUGAUGCGUCACAUCGGCGGGAGACUAGUGGCUUUAAUGCACGAGGUGUCGGCCGGUGCGUCGCCGAGCACGGACGAUGACAGUGCGUCAGAACCGGGUGCGUUAGCGCGGAGUCGAUCUCAUGACAUUCUCGAGGCUACGGCUAGCAGGGGCAGCGUCGCGAGUGACUGUGAGAGGUUUUCGUGGCGCGGCAGUUUCGAAUCGGCUUUGCUGGCCGCUGACUCUCGGGGAACGUUGGGCGGCGACAGGUGCGAGGCCAGGCGGUCCCCCGCGGGGGCCGAGCUGGCGGCGCAGAAGUCGCACUCCAGGAGUUGUGGUGCGAUCAGUGGGAGUGAAGAUCGAUUGUGGCGGGGAAGACGACGAGCUUCGGCUCCCGAUGCAGAGUCGGAGGAGGAACAGCGCGCCGGGUCGCUUCCCCGUCUGCCGUCGAUCACGGGCACCAACACAGUACCGGCAGGCCCGGUGAAGUCGGCCCGAUACCGGGCUCCAGGGUUCCGGACGGCGACGCGAGCGGCGUCCGCUCCCGGGCUGCAUGUUCCGCGGAGAAGACGGCCGGCCCCGCCGCAACCUUCGGCACCGUCCGCACCCGCGUCUGCUCCUAGUUUACAGGAUGAGGUGUAUAUGUCAGAGGCGGUGUCUCCUGGACACGCCACAUUGCCGAGGCGAUCAAACUCUCCGUUGCCUCAUGAACGAGAAAUGGACCGAGACAGAUUCCCGAUCAAUAGGAGUGGUCUGCAGGCACGGUCAGAGUCCAUGGCAUCCGUUUAUUCGGGGGCCGGGGAAGGUUUACGCGGCAGCGUGACAGUGAAGGGCGAGGUCCAGUUCUCGCUUCUAUACAACUACAGACUCGGAGCUUUGGAAGUGGGCGUCAAGCGAUGUCGGGAUUUGGCGCCGGUCGACGUAAAAAGAAACCGUUCUGAUCCUUAUGUUAAGGUGUACUUGUUGCCAGACAAGUCCAAGGCCGGCAAACGGAAGACAAAGGUGAAGAAGAACACCCUGAACCCCGUGUUCGAGGAGACGCUGAGCUUCGUGCAGCCGCUGGCCUCGCUGUCCGCGCGGACACUGUGGCUGAGCGCGUGGCACGCCGACAUGUUCGGCCGCAACGACUUCCUGGGCGAGGUGACGCUGCCGCUGGCCGACGUCGUGUUCGACGACCCCGCGCCCAUGUGGUACAAGCUUCACGAACGGACGGAACAGUUCGACGAGCAGCAGGGCUCGCGCGGGGACCUCAUCGUGGGGCUGAAGUUCGAGCUGGCGGACGCGGCGCGCGGCAAGGGCACGCUGCACGUGCUGGUCAAGGAGGCCAAGAACCUCGUCGCCACCAAGCCCAACGGCCUCGCUGAUGUCUUCUGUAAAAGUUACCUCCUACCAGAGCGAGGUCGUCUCGCGAAGCAGAAGACGACGGUGGUGCGGCGCUCGCUCAACCCGCGCUGGGAGCACACGUUCACGUACCGCGGCCUCACGCUGCAGGAGCUGGCCACGCGCGCGCUCGAGCUCAGCCUGUGGGACCGGGAUCGACUCGCUUCUAAUGACUUCAUGGGUGCUGUUAGACUUUCACUGGCCACCGGUACUUACAUGGGUGCAAGUGUUAACUGGAUGGACAGCGUGGGCAAAGAGAUCACCCUGUGGCAGAACAUGAUGCAGCAACCCAACCUGUGGGUCGAGGGCUCGCUGCCCUUGCGGCCACAACUCAUCAACUAAACAACCAACCCUGAAACUAACUCCUGAAGGAAAUGCGGUCUCUUGAAACUGUAAAACGAGUAAUUUUAUAAACACGUUCACACUCUUGGCUCUUAAGUCGUAUGUUGGUGCUUUAUAUAGUGAGUACAUUUUGAGAACUCGCUUACUCUGUCUCGCUCUGUGUCAAGUGUCAUGUGUGUGAGCAAGUGAGAACUCGAAAUGUAUGCAUUACGAUUUGACCGCACACUCUCAAGAUGACGUUUUACCGUGCAGUUUCCGUAAACGUUUUCUUUUUCAUAGAAAUAGGUGAACACCGAAUUAACAAACGAAGUAUUUUCGGAGUAAAGCGGGAAUACCUAGGUUUUUUUUUUUUAAGUGAAAACUUCUUUAGGCGCGUUGGGUCAUUUUGUGGAAUAGGCAUAAACUCCAACAGCGUAAGUUAAGUAAGCUUAUAAAUUCUUUAUUAAGCUAAUUAAUUAGUUAAUUUAAACUAAUUUAUUAGCGACAUGCUAAUUAUAAGCUUACUUAACGCAACUUAUUAAGGUUCAUUUUUUAAUGGAAGUGUCAAGUUGUAUGUAUUCACUUUUGUCGGGUCUGACUCAAUUUUUUUUUUAAAUGUUCCCUGGGGACUUAAGUAUUCGAUAACUUUUUUGACACUUUAGCAAUGCUUGAGUCGCGAGUACUAUCUCAUAAAAAACUUAUGUUAAAAACGAUAAUCGCUUGUUACGUGGCAGUUUUGUUUAGCACUGAAAUUCAUAGUCAAGAAAAGGGGUUUUUAGGGAAGCAUUCAGACAACAUGGUCAUUUUUAUAGCAUUGCAUAAAGAUAUAUGAAUAUGUCAUAAACCAUGUACCUAUGUCGUUCUGAAUAGAUCCCCUAGAGAAUUCCCUAUCUUGACUAUGAAUUCCAGUUUAAGAUCGUGACCGAGUGCCGCCUGGAGUUGCCUAUAAAAGAAUAAACGGAUUGAUUGGGUUAUUUAAUAAAAUAACGUGACAUUAAACAGUUUAUCUACUUACUAUUUUUGUGGAGUCGGCUUCUACUUAACAAAAAAAGACAUUUAAGUAAACAAGACAUAUUUAAGUGAAUUUUUUAUUUAAUUUCAGUAGGAACUACAAAAUACUCUUAUUUAAGAAACAAUAGGUUAAAUAUACUUCUUCUUUAUAUAAAAUCGAUAUACUUAAUACAUAUUAUUGUACCUUUUAAGAUUUUUAAGUAUGUCUGCAUAAAUGUCUACCUAAUUUUAACUGUAACAUCAUGUGCCAAUCAUGUUAUAGUGUAGAUUUUAUUCGUGUUUCUACCUACUAUAGAAUUGUAUAAGUUGGAUAAAAUGUACUAGGUAUAGUUAUUUAAGAUUAGUUGUUAUUUUUAAAGCCUUUAUUCUACUUAUAUCUUCUUUUAUUUCUUACAUUCCAACACAUUGUGAUGUAAAUUAUUUUUUAAGACUUAUCUAAUGACAAUAAUAUCCAUUUAUAAACUGCCUAUUAGGUAAGAAAUAGAGUUUAUAUUUUUAAGUAAGAUUCGCAUUUAAAUUAGAAUCAUCAUAAUGUACAAAUUUAAGCUUGUAUGAGCGUUUGCUCGUGCAUAUUGUGAUUAUAAUUUACUGAUAAACUUGUAAGUUGUACUUUUUAAGCAAUUCUUAAAAAUAAUAAUUGCGCGUUAAAAAACAAUCGUGGCCUUUUGUAUUACAUCGAAUUUUACGUAAACGUCCAUAGUUCUUAGAGUUUAAAUAUAAGCUUAAGCUACCUACCUACUUAAAAUAUCAUAUAGAUACCUACACGUAGGUACAUUAGAAUGAAUAAAAUAUAUUUUGUAAUACUUAAGUAUUUUUUUUUUAUAAAAUAUAUUGUGAGUGAAAAUUUAAAACGAUUUUAAAUAAAUAAGUCUAAAGAGUU
This is a messenger RNA of Maniola jurtina (meadow brown), 7847 nucleotides long. RefSeq lists its product as uncharacterized. Bases 338 to 5977 code for a protein of 1879 amino acids. Gene Ontology annotation, biological process: exocytosis. The transcript is spliced from 10 exons. The record is from RefSeq and is a predicted model, not a curated record. Gene Ontology annotation, cellular component: exocytic vesicle; plasma membrane. Gene Ontology annotation, molecular function: neurexin family protein binding. Lineage: Eukaryota; Metazoa; Arthropoda; Insecta; Lepidoptera; Nymphalidae.